UCCGAGAGCGAUUAAUAACGUCACAUGCUCUCCUCGUUCAAUCAGAAAUCUAAAAUAGAGCGCAUAUGACGUCAUUAAUCGCUCUCGGAGCGAUCAAACCCGCUCCGUCCGAAAACGUUUUAAUUUUUUUACUUAGAGAGAGCUGAGGAGAAAUUAAGUCCUCUCUAAGUAACAAAAUUAGAUUAAGUCUUGAACAUCUUAAUUUGUAAAGAAAAUACCAAAAUAUGAUUAUUAUAUCACAGCUGCGGAACAGAACGUGAGGACAGUUAUAGGUACAAUUUAAUAAAUUGAUCGGAUCGAACUUGAAUUAUCCCUCCCGAGACGAUCAGAAACUCGCGCGGUAAUCAAUUCCCUUGUAGUUAACCCGAAGGGGGUAUAGAAAACGCACUGGUAACUUCACCCUUCACCAAUUCACCACCUGCUAGUAGGCAACUGUCAGCGAUAGCGUGCGGGAAAGUGAACGACUGAAAUUGUUUUUCGCUUCGCGAGAUAUAUAUUACCACGGCAGAGAAAUCCGUGGCGCAAAACACGUCGAAUUAUUUUUUAAAAUAAAACACUUUUAAGAAAGAGGAAGAAGAAAAAGGGAAAGAGAUGCUUCGAGCGCGCUCCCAAAGCAGCUUGUAUGAACAGGAAGCAAAGUUCGUGCAAGAUCGUAUAACGGGCGUGGAGAAACACUUCGCAGAAUUGUGCACAAUAUUCGCGGCCUUCACCAGAAAAGCUGCCAGGUUGCGUGAUAAAAACGACGAGCUGGCUAAAAUAAUACAAACUUAUGCAGAUUCGGAAAUCAUAAAUCGAUCAAUGAGCGCCGGACUCGCGAAUUUUUCCGCAACUUUAUCGGUCAUCGGCGAUUAUAGAGAUGCGGAAGUACAAAGAUUGGAUGCCAAGGUGAUUGUACCUCUGUCGCAAUACGCAACGAUUUGCAAGCAUGCCCGCGAUGAUGUAAAAAACACAUUUGCAGCACGCGACAGAGAACUCACGAGACGGAGACAUUUGGACAAAGUUCGAGAAAGGAAUCCGAGAAACCGCCAAAUGAUAUCGCAAGCCGAAUCGGAACUGACGAAAGCGUCCAUCGAAGUAUCCCGAGUGGUAAAAGGACUGGAGGAACAGAUCGACUCAUUUGAACGACGAAAGUUGCACGAUUUGAAGUCCAUACUUUUAGAUUUUGUCACCGUCGAAUUGAGCUUUCACACGAAGGCCCUUGAGCUUCUGACCAAAGCAUAUCAAGACGUUGCAACUAUUGACGAAAUUAAAGAUAUUGAGGACUUUCAAAGCGCGAGAGGAGAGAUGAACGGGGAAUUUCGUGAGACAAUGCGAGUGUCCGAUUCUGUCGCAAGAUUAGAUACGGUCGGCAGGACUUCAUUUCGACAGGCUUACUCGUUGACGAACCUAGCCGCUCGAUUCGCAUCCUCGCCCGUGGCGUCGCAGAAAUUAGCUAAUCGAGGAACCGAGUCUGCGGAUUCUAUACGAACUGCAUUCACAAACUCCUCCGAGUCGGUUCAGGUUGAAGAAUAUCCAGACAGCACGGAGGAAACGGAGUCGGAAUCAAUUCGCGAGAGACCUAGAAGAGUGUCAAAACACGCUGGAUACAAAGUAAAGAAACGCUUCAUUCUCAGACCGGUUCCAGCAAUUCCUACGUGUCAGAAGUCCUUAAUGUCGUCUAUAAUGUACCGUAUACCUCACAAAUUGAACCGGACAAAGUAAACAUUUAUACUUACACUUGAAGAAUGCUUAUUUGCAUCUCUUUCGAUUUAAACGGUACAUGUAGAUGCGCAAUAUUGUUUUUGAAUAAGAUGAGAAAACAUUUUUUUUUAAGAUAAACAUAGUUAAGAUAAAAAGAAAUGACGUAAACCCGCAUUCCACCGAAGUUGCGUAGCGUAAUUGCUACAUCAGUUUAUGGAUCAAUUCUAAGCAGAAUCGUAAGUUGUUCUCGUAAAAUUUGUAAGAACUUAUAACUGGAAUUGUAAUUCUAUGUGUAUAUCGUAAGAUGUACGAUUAUUAUUUAAAUAUCUAUGAUUUCUCUAAUAAAGUAAAUCUUAUGGCUAGCGAGAAAGUCGUCUGUAACGAUAUUGCUAUAAAGUUAUAAGUAUUCAGUCAUAAAUUCUUACAAGUUUUACGAAAACAAAUUGUGAGCCUUAUGAUUCUGCUUGGAAUUCAUCCAUUAGUCGUUAUAAGCAUUCAGUCAUAAAUUCUUACAAGUUUUACGGAAACAAAUUACGGGCCUUACGAUUCUGCUUAGAAUUGAUCCAUUAGUCGUUAUCUUAAUCAGCUGUAACAAAAGAAUUGUUUUAAAUAACAUCGAAAAAUGUUUCUAAAAAA
Molecule: messenger RNA, 2316 nt
Organism: Wasmannia auropunctata (little fire ant)
Lineage: Eukaryota; Metazoa; Arthropoda; Insecta; Hymenoptera; Formicidae
Gene: Fam92
Product: protein FAM92A1-A
Exons: 9
Coding region: 592-1701 (369 amino acids)
Biological process (GO): cilium assembly
Cellular component (GO): ciliary transition zone; ciliary basal body
Source: RefSeq, a predicted model, not a curated record